AUGGCCUUGAUUACCAUAUCCGGAUAUCCAUGCUCUGGAAAAUCUCGUCGAGCCCAACAAAUUGUCAGCUUUAUCCAAGGAAAGCUAAAGGAUCCCGAAUACAACGGUCCCCAAUACAACAUUGUCCUCAUCUCCGACGAAUCCCUCAACAUUUCCCGUUCAGCAUAUGAUGACAGUCGGUUGGAAAAACCGGCUCGGGGCGCCCUCUUUACUGCGCUGCAACGCCAGAUUUCUCUGAAGAACAUCGUCAUCGUCGACGCUCCGAACUACAUCAAAGGGUUCCGGUAUCAAAUAUACUGUGCGGCUAGGGAGUUCAAAGUACGCGUGUGCACUGUAUAUGUCGUCGCGACGCCGGAGCGAUGCAGAGAAUGGAACAGUUCUCGUGUUGAAUCUGAGAGAUACGCACCCGAGACACUCGAGAAUCUCAUUCAGCGGUACGAAGAGCCUUCAUCGAUGGUCCGCUGGGACUCGCCACUCUUCACGAUUCUAUGGACGGAUGAAGACAUUCCAUCUGUCGAUAUAUGGAAGGCCAUUACGGAUGGCGUCGUGAAACCGCCUAAUUCCGGGACACUUUCUAUCACAAAAGCGCCGACGGAUGCCCUCAUCACCCUUGAAAACACCACCCUUUCUAUCGUAUUCUCGAUAAUGUCAGAGCAAGGUGCCUUGCAAGGUGCCGGGGGAACCGUUCAGCUCCCCAUCUCAGCGACUUUGAAGCCCAAAGUACAUCUCCCUGCUCGGAACCUCACGCUGUCGGAGCUUCAACGUUUGAAACGGCAGUUUGUGACAGUUCACAAGAAAGCUAUAACCUUGGGCACGACGGAGAAAGGUCAUGUCGACUGGGACGAAGAUAGAAUAGCAGAAAAGUUUGUCGUGUAUCUUGAAGAGCACUUGAAAGACUAGGAAUAAGAAUGUGCUUGCUUUCGGG
This is a messenger RNA of Guyanagaster necrorhizus, 925 nucleotides long. Its product is annotated as chromatin associated protein KTI12. The coding region runs from base 1 to 900 and encodes 299 amino acids. Lineage: Eukaryota; Fungi; Basidiomycota; Agaricomycetes; Agaricales; Physalacriaceae. The transcript is spliced from 5 exons. The record is from RefSeq and is a predicted model, not a curated record.